AUGGUCUACCAAGUUCCUGCCAUUGUCGCGGACAAGGUCUCGCCGAGAGCUAAGCAACUGUUGCAGAAGGUCUCAGACUUUGUUGAAAACGAAUGUAUCCCCGCCGAUUCCAUCGUCGACGCCCAGCUCCCUACCGACCCUUCAAAACGCUUUCUUAACACCUACCCUUCUAUAAUCGACGAGCUCAAGGCAAAAGCCAAAGCACAGGGCCUUUGGAAUUUAUUCCUGUCACAGAUCCACUACAAAGAGGGUGUGGCAUUGACAAACCUUGAGUAUGGACUGAUGGCUGAGCUUUUGGGGAAGAGUUUCGUAGCGUCAGAGGCUAUGAAUUGCUCGGCACCUGACACGGGGAAUAUGGAGGUUCUGGCGAAGUACGGGAAUGAGGCGCAGAAGAAGGAGUGGCUGGUACCGCUUUUGAAUGGCGAGAUUAGGAGUGCGUUCGUAAUGACAGAGAGAAUGAAGGCGAGUGCGGACGCGAAGAAUAUCGAUCUAGAUAUUAGGCAGGAAGGUAACGAAUAUGUGCUCAACGGAUCGAAAUGGUGGAGCUCUGGUGCUGGAGACCCACGGUGCAAGCUUUAUCUCGUCAUGGGUAAGACGGACUCCAACAACCCCAACCCCUACAAGCAGCAGUCAGUGGUUAUCGUACCCGCCGGAACCCCCGGAGUAACAGUUCUCCGCUCUCUGUCAGUAUACGGUUAUGAUGACGCUCCUCACGGCCACUGCGAGCUCAUCUUCAAGAACUGCUGUAUCCCCAUUACAAACAUGGUCCUCGGCCCCGGACGCGGUUUCGAGAUUAUCCAAGGGCGUCUUGGUCCAGGCCGCAUCCACCACUGCAUGCGCUCCAUCGGCGCCGCCGAGAUGGGUCUUGCCUACAUGAUUGCUCGCGUCAAUGACCCUGCGCGCAAAACUUUUGGAAAGCUUCUCUCCGAACACGGCACUAUCCUUGAAUGGAUCGCCAAGUCUCGUAUUGAAAUCGAUGCUGGAAGACUGCUAGUGCUACAGGCCGCAGACAAGAUUGACCGUUCCGAUGCAAAGGGAGCUAUGAGCAUGAUCUCAGAGGCGAAGAUCUAUGUUCCAUCUAUGGCAUGUACAGUACUUGAUAGAGCAGUCCAGGCACACGGAGCUGGAGGUGUAAGCCAAGACUUCCCAAUCGCGAAGAUGUGGGCACACCAGAGAACGCUGAGGAUCGCAGAUGGACCUGAUGAGGUGCACCUGAACCAGUUAGGCAGGACAGAAAAUAAGAGGGCCGAUGAGAUUACAGCAACGUUGAAGAUGCAGAAGGCGAAGGUUGAGGAGCUGAUGAGGCAGUACAAGAUUCAGGACAAGUCUAGGUUGUAG
Messenger RNA from Morchella sextelata, 1338 nucleotides. RefSeq lists its product as uncharacterized. The record is from RefSeq and is a predicted model, not a curated record. Gene Ontology annotation, molecular function: flavin adenine dinucleotide binding; oxidoreductase activity, acting on the CH-CH group of donors. The coding region runs from base 1 to 1338 and encodes 445 amino acids. The transcript is spliced from 4 exons. NCBI's taxonomy places the organism in Eukaryota, Fungi, Ascomycota, Pezizomycetes, Pezizales, Morchellaceae.